GAUAAAAUCGUCCUGGAGGCUGGAGUACAUUUUUAAAUACAGCACGAAAGAAAGGAAUGAUUUUGCGUGCAUUUCUCGAUUCCCGCUAAACACCCUUUGCUCAUUCCCUCCCAGGCACUCAAGCACACCUACAGUCACGGUGUCUCUCUCACACACACACACAGCCUCUCUCACACACACACACAGCCUCUCACACUCACACACUGUGCGUAUUCAUCAUCAUAUAAUUUGUGAAUUCACACUUUUAUUCAAACACAACUGUUCCGUAACUGAGCUUUUGUGCAGCUGUAUUCGGACUCGUAAGGAAGUAAGGAAACUAUUAUCGAUAGAAGUAGCUUAAUGUAUCGACCGAAGUUCAAAGUUAAAUCAAGUUCUGCUGGAACCAAAACUGAUACAGGCAGUAGUAAAGGAUUGUCGAAGAAUCUUAGUCCAUCGCAGAAGAUUAUUAGAGAUUACAAGAGAAGUGAACUCAACAAGUAUAUAGCUUCACCAACUUGCCCUAAUACGCCAAAAACCAGCAUUACAGAAUGGCAGGUUUUGUACACUGCUCAAUUAACUCAGAAGGCCAAGAAGUUUCAUGAUGGUAUCUUAAAACUUUCAGUAUGUGGAUCUCAAAGGAGGCAGGUCUUUCUGUAUGAUGAAACUGGGAGACUUCUGGAUAGCAGGUUUCUUAAAAGCGAUGAAAACAUUAGGUCUGGUGAAUCAUUGAAGUUGGAUGGCCAUUUGGUGGACAUAGGAAACCUGAAUGGAGACAAUGAGCCUCACGAAGAGUCAAAACUUCAAGGAGGUGAUUGCGUUGUGGUUAAAGAAACAGGAAGACAUCAUCAGCAAGUCCAGGAACAAACUAAUUUUCAUGGUUACGGGAGAAGUGAAGUCAAUAAGUAUAGUGCUUCACAAUGUCUGAAUACAUCAAAAACCAGCACGACAGAAUGGCAGGUCUUGUACACUACUCAAUUAACUCAGAAGGCCAAGAAGUAUCACGAUGGUAUAUUAAAACUUUUUGUAUAUGGAUCUCAGAAGAGACAGGUAUUUCUGUACAAUGAAAGUGGGGGACUUCUAGAUAGCAGGUUUCUUAAAAGCGAUGAAAAUGUUAAGUCUGGCGAAUCACUGAAGUUGGACAGCCAUUUAGUCAACAUAGGAGAACCAAAAACAGACAAUGAGACUGUCGAAGAGUCGAAAUAUCCAGGAGGUGAUCGCAUUGUGUCAGGAGAAACAGAAUGGGAUGCGAUGUACACUGCUCAAGUAACUCAGAGAAAUAAGAAGUACCACAGUGGGAUUCUAAAACUUGCUUCUUGUGGUUCCUACAGAAUGCAGGCUACUUUAUUAGCGGAAGAUGGAACUACUUUAUGCCGCAGAUAUCUCAAGUUAUCAGAACAUGUAAGUUCUGGAAGUGAAUUUCAAUUUCCCAGUUAUUUGGUGGAGGUUGGCGAGCCACGUAAACAUCAUGAUGCACAUCUUCAAAACAAAGCUCUUAUUUCCAGAGAUAAAGCUUCGGUUGUCAGUAGCUCCAGCAUAGACAACACCAAAAUAAGCAAGAGAGCCCAUGCAAACAAAUUUUCUGGUGAUGAACUUCAAAGCAAGGAUUCACCAUGUGAAGAAUCAGAUUCUUUGAGAUGCUCUAGAGUUGAGAAAACCAAAGAAAGUAUGGAAAUAUGUUUUGCAGGAGUUCAAAGCAAGGAAUUACAAUGGAAAAAACCAGGUUCAGUUGUUAGAAGCUCUAAAGAUGAAAUAAAACCAAGUGGGGAAACAUCUGUAGAGAAGCCAGUACGUGAUGUGCAUGGAAUCUUGUCUUUCCUCAAAAAACCUGUAAAUCAGGAGUGCAGUGUUUCCGUUAAAAGAGAAUUUUCAGAAGAAGGCCAUGCUUUACAAGAUUUGGAUAUUUUUCAUAUUGAAAUCCAGAAUAGUGUACAAGGACAGCUUGUGGAUGACUCCCGUGGUCAAUGCAGUGCUCUGGAGGAUAGCAAUGGUGACAUUGCAGAUAUUAUUUCUUCUGAUGCAAGAGAAGAUCCAGAAUCAAAGAUUCUUGCUUCUGCAGUUUCUUUGUGUCAUGGUAACAAGCAAAAGCCAACAUCUUCCACAUUUACAUCUCAAAUUGUAGAUGACGAUUCUGGAUUUCAACAACCAAUAGUGUCCGCAAUGCCCAAUGGAUUAAGUGCAAAAGAUAACAUUAACAAUCAUCAAGAAUCAGUAUUUUCUCAAGUCUAUGCAGCAGCAUCUAGAUUCGGCUUUGGUCAACCACUCAAAGAGGUUAAACGUAAAAAGCUGUCACAGCUAUCUGUCGAUAGUCUGGGAAUCAAUUCAAGAUGCAAUGAAUCAUCUGACCCUUGUAAUGUUGACGGGGAGAAAUUCAGCACAGUUGUAACUGAUGAAUUCCCAUCUUUUGAUCUUGGAUUCUAAAUGAAAGAGUCUGAGAGACUAUUCUGAACAGAUAUAUGGCUGCAAAAGUUUCCCAGGCCCCAAGCUAGUCAUCUAGCUGUGAAUAAAUCUCGCAAACUACUGUUCCGGACAGAAUCAGUUUUUCUUGAUAAAUAUCACAAUCAAGUUGUCAUUAUGAGAUGAUUGUAUUCAGUUUGGCUGGUCAAGCAUGGUUGUCAAACCUAAAUAUGUAGCUCAAAGGCUGGUUCAGUUACCAAUAUUAGUGAGAUCUGAAGGGGGGCUUCUUUUUUUCCCAGUUAUAAGUUUGUAUGCAGUUUAGAGAGUUAUAUAAAGGCCUUUCCAUAAUUGUGCAACAUUCUCUAUUAUGUUUUAAAAUCAUAUAUCCUUCUAAUAAUAAUUUUAUCA
This is a messenger RNA of Daucus carota subsp. sativus, 2781 nucleotides long. RefSeq lists its product as uncharacterized. The record is from RefSeq and is a predicted model, not a curated record. Lineage: Eukaryota; Viridiplantae; Streptophyta; Magnoliopsida; Apiales; Apiaceae. Gene Ontology annotation, cellular component: site of double-strand break; nucleus. Bases 340 to 2397 code for a protein of 685 amino acids. The transcript is spliced from 18 exons. Gene Ontology annotation, biological process: double-strand break repair.